AUGUUCGGUUUGACAAGGACUAUCAGGCAAGUUGCAUGUCGUGCACCCAGUUCGUAUGCUUUCUUCUGUGCAUCGUCAUCAUCGCUGUCUGAUGCGUUGAAAAUACGGAUUGAAAAGAUGAUCUCAUCUGCUCCGGUAGUAGUUUUCAUGAAAGGUACACAGCUGGAACCAAUGUGUGGCUUUAGUAGAAAUAUCAAACUGAUUUUGGACUUUCAUGAGGUUAAAUUCAAAGAUUAUAACGUACUUGACGACAAUGAUCUAAGAGAAGGCAUCAAAGUAUAUAGCGACUGGCCUACGAUACCUCAGGUAAGUUGA
Molecule: messenger RNA, 315 nt
Organism: Acanthocheilonema viteae
Lineage: Eukaryota; Metazoa; Nematoda; Chromadorea; Rhabditida; Onchocercidae
Source: the annotation of a GenBank genome assembly